Messenger RNA from Cyprinus carpio (common carp), 2196 nucleotides. Its product is annotated as oligodendrocyte transcription factor 3. NCBI's taxonomy places the organism in Eukaryota, Metazoa, Chordata, Actinopteri, Cypriniformes, Cyprinidae. The record is from RefSeq and is a predicted model, not a curated record. Gene Ontology annotation, molecular function: protein dimerization activity.
AGAGAGAGAGAGAGAGAGAGAGAGAGAGAGAGAGAGAGAGAGAGAGAGAGAGAGAGAGAGAGAGAGAGAGAGAGGCUCCAGUGGGAUAAAUCAGGUGAUCAAGCAGGAGUGACUUGAAAUAAAAAUCAAGGCAAGAGCAAGAGACAGCCUCCUACCAAAGCGCAGCCAUAAAAUGAAUUCGGACUCCAGCUCCAGCAGAGCUUCCUCUCCAGACAUGGAUGGGAUGUACCACCACCAUCUCCAUCCUCAAGACGGCCGCCUGAACUCGGUGUCCUCCACGCAGAGCGAGCUGCUCCAGAAGAUGACGGGCGAGCACGCGUCCAAGUCGCCCUCCGGCAGCAAAUACAAGCUCAAGAAGCAGGUGACCGAGCAGGAGGUCCAGCAGCUGCGCUUGAAGAUCAACGGCCGAGAGCGCAAACGCAUGCAUGACUUGAACCUGGCGAUGGACGGGCUCCGCGAGGUCAUGCCGUACGCGCACGGGCCGUCGGUGCGCAAGCUCUCCAAGAUCGCCACGCUUCUGCUGGCCAGAAACUACAUCCUGAUGCUGACGAGCUCCCUGGACGAGAUGAAGCGGCUGGUGGGCGAGAUCUACGGCGGCCACCACUCGGCGUUUCACUGCGGGACGGCGAGCCACGGCGGCGCGGCCGCCCACCAGGUGCAUCCUCUCCUCGGGAGCGCACUGACCUCGUCGGCCUCCGCGACGCUUUCCAGCACGUUACCGGGACUUACCUCCAUCAGGGCGCCGCACUCUUUGAUGAAGAGCAGCCCCGCGCCUCCGCUGCAGCUCGGCGGCUCGUUCCAGCACUGGACGGGCUUGCCGUGCCCCUGCACGAUUUGCCAGGUGCCGCCGCCUCCCCACCUGUCCAUCACCUCCACAGGACUGACGAGGCUUUCCACAGAGAACAAGGACGCGAUGAAGUGAACAGCGAACGGACUGAACUUUGCAUGAUCUGUUUGUCUGUCUGUUUGUUCGUUCGUUUGUUUUAGCCCUUACGAGUUUGCAACUUCGUCCUUGUAACAAGGAUCACUUCAAUUGCUUUGUAAGGUAACUACUUUACCGUUAUGGAGUACGUGCUGCAUAACGGGCUGUAAAUUCACUAUAAAUGAGAGUAAGUUGUUCUAUUUGAGGUGGAGUCUAUGUGUUUGAAGCUGCCCUGGAAACGCGAGCACUCACCCCCCUUACAGAAAUUUGCCGUGGUAACCAUAUUGUCGGCCAAAAAAAAAAAAAAACGCAUAGACAACGAUUAGAGUUUCUGGUAACACUUUAUUUUGAUGGUCCCUCUUGAGCAUUCUGAUGACAAUAAGUAACUUUGCACCUACUUGUCAACUAACUCUCAUUAGAGUGCGAGUAGACUGCCUGAUUAAUAUCUGCUAACUCUUUAUCGUGAUGCUGUCCCAACAGGCAUUGACAUUCUGCUGACUAUAAGUACACUUCCACUUAUUCUACCCCUAAACCUACCUAAUACUCUGAGAGUUAGUAGAUGGGCCUAUGUUAGAGAAAUAUUAAUUACAGGCAAUAGGAUGUGUUAAAGGGGCCAUCAAAAUAAAGUGAAACCGACUUUCUACAGUAAGAGCCUACAUUAAAUUGGGCUGUCCUUUAGAUUCUGACAUUAUGACGCUUCAUUCAUUGCGUAUUUCUUCUGUAGUUGCGUUUUGGCGCAAACUCUGGCUAUCCUGGUGAAUUUGCGUGAGGGUCUGCAAGGCUACUUGUUGAUCAUGUGAUGUGGGGGAGUUGCGUGCAUGCAUCUUUUUGCAAAGGGUAUGAAAAGACGAAUCCCACAUGUUCCUUGUAACAAGGAUUGUGAAAUGGCAUUUCGGAUGAAAACUGUACGACUAUGGAUUUAGUUCGCACUAAAGUGGUAUUAUUAUUCGAUUAUUUUAUUCAUCCGUUGUCAGCCUAAGUAAGAGCUGAACCUUCAGUCGUGUUAUUUCUGUGUCGUAUCUUUAUUUGAAAUUCUUCGGCAUGGCAUCUUGUUCAAACAAAGCAUGAGCUUUGUUAAAAUUUUGUUAUUCCAGAGAGAUUGCCGUGGUCUUUAUUUUUGUACAUUCUUGUUGACAAAUGAGAUAUUUAUUAUUGCCCAGUGUUCCUGGAUGAAAUUUCAAUAAAACAUUGCUGUAAAAAACGAAAUAUCUCUGUGUUUUGUAAAAUGUUGUGCAUUUUAAAUUAAUUGUGUCUUAUGCAGUUAUUACAGCUGU